GAAAGAUGAAUUUAUUUUUUCGUUUAAUGAAAGAGCAAAAAAAGUUAAAAUCCCGCAAAUAAUAAAAGAACCCCAUUAGCUUCACUACUUCUGUUUGCAGUAGUCAUUCCCAAUAUCAUAUGAAUGAAAUAAGAGUGAGAGUCUCGGUAAUGACCCAUUAAUAACUAAACCGGUAUGUAGAAGUGAGAGGGAAAGCUCAAGGUAAACAACCCGUGCUGUGCCCCGUGCAUCUCUCGAUUCAUCGUGUAGGCCGUGAACGUUAAAUAUUUACGUCAAAAUAUGACUUUUACCAGUGUUUACCAAUAAUAAUUAUACAAGAAUUUUUACAAACUAUUUUUAAAAAAUGUGUACGAUUGAUUUACCUCGUGGAAAGCCUUUUUGCGCGGGUGGUUGUCCAGUGCCAGAAGGGAAUAAAACUUGUGGUGAAACUAGAACUUUAGAUAUUAUUAACGAAUUUAAAAGACUUUAUGAGAAGAAAAUGGAAGAAAUAGAUACAUCAAAUUGUGGAGAUUGCUUGCAGGAAAAACUUAAGCUUCAAUUCGACUGGAUUAACGAUUUAACUGAACAAAAUGAAAUGUUAGUUAAGGCUGUGGAAGAAUUAGAAAUGGAAGCCACAGAACGUGUUAAAAUGUUAGAAGAUAAGCUGCAAAAAAGUGCUGAAUGCAUAAGUGAGGGAAGGCAAAAACUGAAACAACAAAACAGUCAUAUUCACCAAUUAGAGAAAAAAACGUGUGAAGUGGAAUGCUUAUUAAAGGAGUUAAAAGCCAAAAAAGAAGAGUGUGACAGUCUUCAAAAGAAUAUGAUCGAUAUGCGACAAGCGUUAACUGAAGAAGUAGCAACAAAACACGAUAUCAUAUUGAAAUUGAAACGUGACUGCCAUGAAUUGGAGGAAAGAUGCAUCCAAGCCGAUAAACAAACUGCUUUUAGGGACGACAUCAUCAAAGGACUGAGGAAAGAAAUUAAACAGCUCAAGCAACAGGUGUCCUUUCCCGAAAAACCCUACCCCAAAGAUUCCGAUAUUUUAAGAAAAGAGGUUAAAGGCGAACAUAUACUAGUCAUAAAUCAUACUAGAAAAAUAAUCAAAAACGGAAAUACAACCGUUAUAUAUUUACGUCAUAAUUCAGAAACGGAAAAAGAACCCAAAAAUAACGAUUUUAAUGACGAUAAUGAAUUAAAAAAAGAAAUGGUAACCAGCGAGCACAUGUCUAAUUGUACAAAAUGUAGGUUAAAAUUACAUAAUAAAGUUGACAAAAUAACUGAGACAUUGAAUCAAAAGAUAUGUACCCUAAACGAAAAAGAAAAUCCCGUUGACAAAAUUAAAACUAAAAACGAAACCGAAGAUACAUUUCCCGUUUGUAAAUCAGAAAAUAACUUGACAUAUUUAAAUUCUAUAAAACACAGAUCAAAUUUGACCAUGCCCAGUGUUGCUCUAACCAGACGCCACACUUUUGAUAUUGCUUCAAACCAAAAAUCGAAAAAUUCAUUAUCCGAAGAGACCAAAUUGAUUUCUGUACCCGAACAUGUGCCUGUUAAAAUGUUGAUAAGCAAUCUGGAAGUUAAUAAAACCCAAAAAAAUUAAGCGUUGUUUUUUGAUUAGAUUGUUUGAAAAAUUAUAGUGGUAACAAGACAAUAGAUCAGGGAUAUUUUCAGGAGAAUCUAAGUUUGAGGGAAGAAGGUACGACAUUGAUUAAGAAAGUAAUCGAUUUGGCAUCAGAACUAGAAAUAGCGAAAUAUAAAAUUGAGACCUCACU
Psylliodes chrysocephalus is the source of this 1751-nucleotide messenger RNA. The record is from the annotation of a GenBank genome assembly. NCBI's taxonomy places the organism in Eukaryota, Metazoa, Arthropoda, Insecta, Coleoptera, Chrysomelidae.